Messenger RNA from Homalodisca vitripennis (glassy-winged sharpshooter), 2113 nucleotides. RefSeq lists its product as uncharacterized. The record is from RefSeq and is a predicted model, not a curated record. The coding region runs from base 117 to 1499 and encodes 460 amino acids. Lineage: Eukaryota; Metazoa; Arthropoda; Insecta; Hemiptera; Cicadellidae. Gene Ontology annotation, molecular function: protein binding. The transcript is spliced from 2 exons.
CUUGGGAUGGGAAUUCCCGGUUUUGACGACGUCGGCAAUCUUCUCCGCUGUCAGUUUUCCUUGUCAUCUUGUGCUCCAAGUUCAUUCAGACAGUGUUUCGUCUGUUGAAUCUAGCGAUGGGGAGCUCCAACUCUGUCCUUGGAACUCCACUUGACGAUGUUUACAAACAAGAAGUGGGGAUGGAGUCACUUCCUGUAGAGGUUUUGGAAAUGAUCACAGAACGCCUAACUCCGCAGGAACUAUCAGCGUGUUGUGCCGUCAGUGUGGACUGGAGAGAUGCCUUCAACCAGGACAGUCUGUGGAGGCCACACUGUAACAAGGACACGGCAGAGUACCUGGAGACUGCGGAGUGUAGAGUGGAGCCGAGAUUCGAGUCCCCGGAGUCGGAGGACAGCACGCUGAGUCCUGUCUGUCGCUGGAGGAUGUGUUACAUGCGUGAGAUCCACCUGCGGAACAACUGGAGACAAUGGAAUUUCGUCAGAGAUGAAAUAACGACGCACGAAAACGUACAAGUUGCCAUGUACGCUUUCGUUUCACGUGACUAUUUAAUAACGUCGAGUGGACAACAGUUCUUGUUAUGGGACAUCAGAGGCGUUCCCGUACUCGUAGGAAGUCCUUUUAGUGUAUUAUUUCAAGGUAAUAGCUAUUUUUGUGAUAUGAUAAGUGACAACGCUGUUGUUGUUGUGAAAACUUACACCGUGGAAGUGUACAAAUUCGAGUCAGUAUUAGACGAGAAUUGGCCACUCGAGUACUUUUUCUUCGUUGAUGGAACCGAAUCUCAUUCAUCGAAAGAGGGUCAUGAUUUAAUGGCAACGGAACACGAACACGGUCGUCUUUUCAACGUUUACAUUGUCACCUGCGGUUUUUUUGUCGGGUUUACCACUAAGCACAGUUUCGUGUUCCAUGUAUGGGACCUCCACAAAGGAGGGAAAUUGAAGAGAGUGGGAUGUCCAGUGGUUCUUGACGGUAGGGAAGUUUACUGCAGUUUAGUAGCUUCUGAGAAACAAUCAACAGACUUCGUUGUGGUCGUUAGAUACUCCCAAACACGCGGUUACAAGAUUAAAUUUUAUAUUUACAGUUUGACCCAGUUGAAGUACCUCCCAUUCGAAGUUACCCAUGACUUCCCUAAACGGAACUUUAAAUGUGUUUUGCACGAACAGUACCUAGUGGUUCCGGACGAAACAUUUAUAAACGUGUACAAUUACGUCACAUCAACACGGAUAGCGACUGUGUCAACCGAGGGUUGCGAUAUCCUGUCAGUCGGGGGGAACAUUCUGAUCACGGAGAAAUAUAAAUUGCACGCAAUGUUCAACACAGAAAAUUUACGGAUUGAGCCACUAAGAGUCACGAACACCAACAGAGUUCCGUUGGUAACAACGUUCGGAAAAUGCAUAUCCGAUAGAUUCUUCUACACUAUCGAUAACCACGUAGAAGUACAACUGUGGGAGGUUGGAAAGAAUUCAGAAUCACAUAAACGUUACGUGGAUGCAUUCUUUUAAGCAUUUGGAGUGCUAUAAAAUUUGUAAGUCAGCCGCAAAGCUUGUGUUUAUAUCGUCUUUCUACGGAGAUGUAUUUAAUGUUAUGAGUUUUUGGUAGCGUUAAAAGCAAGACCAUUAUGUCGUCGUGGAAACUUUGUAAAUAAUUUUAAACAUGUCAAUAUUCUUUUUAUUAGCAACCAAUGACAGUAUUAAUAAUGACAAUCCAAAAUCUCUACAUUAGGCAAAUUUCAAAAUGUAAGUAUUGGGUUUUCCUUAAUCUCAGGCUUGCGUUGCCGGUAUAAUAACUAACCUCAAAUCUUGCGCUUCACAACGUGUCGAAAUUGCUUACACGAUUAUUAACUUGAAAUAUUUCGACCUCGCUGUGGUGAGCUAUCUUCAGUAAUCAGACGAUAAACCGAAAUUGCCAAUAAUAAGUAGUCGUCUGUACAGACGAGUUGAAGGGCGGAACUUUCACUUGAUUUUUUUCGAAGCUUGACAAACCAGAGCGAGGCAGAAAUAUUUAAAGAAGUUAGCUGUGUAAGAAAUGAUUCAACGCUGUAAACUAGAGAACUUUAAUGUUAGUUAUUGGUUUCUUGACUGAGAUUUUAGUCUGAAAAAUAAAUUGUUGUACAUGA